AUGAGUGAAUGCAAGCCAUUAGCUACACCAAUGGCCCUAAGCGAGAAACUAUCAAAAAAUGAUGGCCAAGAUAAGGUCGAUGCAUCAAUAUAUCGAAGUUUGUUCGGCUCCAUCAACUAUCUCACACAUAGUAGGCCCGACAUAGUACAUGUUGUUAGCGUAGUAUCCAGAUUCAUGAGUGAGCCAAGUAAAUCUCACUUAGCAGCAGCAAAAAGAAUUCUCAGGUACAUAAAGGGAACAAAGAGCUAUGGAAUCCUAUAUGAAAAACAAGAAGACUACAAGCUUACAAGAUACACAGAAAGCGAUUGGGCCGGAAGUGUGGAUGAUAAGAAGAGCACAAGCAGGUAUGUAUUUCAACUAGGAUCGAAGGUGAUCUCAUGGUCAUCAAAGAAACAAUUGACAAUAGCGCUAUCAUCCGCCGAAGCAGAGUAUAUUGCAGCAACAAGUGUAGCAUGUGAAGCAGUAUGGCUUAGAAGGAUAUUGGUCGAUCUUUAA
Beta vulgaris subsp. vulgaris (sugar beet) is the source of this 495-nucleotide messenger RNA. Its product is annotated as secreted RxLR effector protein 161-like. The coding region runs from base 1 to 495 and encodes 164 amino acids. The transcript has a single exon. The record is from RefSeq and is a predicted model, not a curated record. NCBI's taxonomy places the organism in Eukaryota, Viridiplantae, Streptophyta, Magnoliopsida, Caryophyllales, Amaranthaceae.